Talaromyces proteolyticus is the source of this 3678-nucleotide messenger RNA. RefSeq names its product putative nuclear import and export protein Msn5. Gene Ontology annotation, biological process: protein export from nucleus; RNA export from nucleus. The coding region runs from base 1 to 3678 and encodes 1225 amino acids. The transcript is spliced from 11 exons. Gene Ontology annotation, molecular function: nuclear export signal receptor activity; RNA binding. Gene Ontology annotation, cellular component: RNA nuclear export complex; cytoplasm; nucleus. The record is from RefSeq and is a predicted model, not a curated record. Lineage: Eukaryota; Fungi; Ascomycota; Eurotiomycetes; Eurotiales; Trichocomaceae.
AUGGCCGACAUUAUCCAUGCCUUGGAGCUUUCCCACAGCCCCGCCUCUUCCAACAACCUGCGGAGAGAAGCCCUUCAGUUUUUGGAAUCAAAAAAAGAGGAUGAUUAUGCCGCACGCAAUGGGUUUCUGCUCGCCUCGAACGUGGGGAAUUCACCACUGGUUAGACAUUUUGGGUUAUCUCUUCUUGACCACGUCUUACGCCAUACUGGAUUUGCAUUGUCGACUGCCCAAAUAGGCGAGCUCAAGGAAAUGGUGACACAGCUUGCCCAGGGUGUUCGCCAAGAGAAUCCUAGCUAUUACCGAAACAAAAUUUCCCAACUGUGGGCUGAGGUGGCAAAGAGGAGUUGGGGCAUCGGCUGGAAUGACAUGGACCGAGAUCUCUUCACAAUAUGGAAUGGAGAUGCCUUGCACAAGGAGUUUGUGCUGACAGUGUUGGAAACACUGUCCGAAGACAUUUUUUACCGCGAGGACACCGCGUCCUCAUUGCGUGGAUCGGACCUGAAUAGAGCUCUCGUCGAAACGUUCACCCCCCUUUCCGUCUUCUCAGAAGCCUUUCCUGACCGAGAUCAAAACCGAGUGGAGCUUCGUCAUGGAGAUGAUGGAUGGCUUGCAAGGACCUGCGGUCUUUUGGAUGCUUGUAUCGGAAGUAUACAGACUUCUCAUGAAGCAAAAGAUUGCAGCUUGAAAGCUCUUGCUGUUCUGAGGACGAGUUUGGUUUGGUCUAUUCCUAAAGCCAUCAUCAAUUGCAAUGCUGUUCCCACAAUUUGUCGGGCCCUAACUUCGCAGGAUGAGCAAGUUCUCUUGGCCGCUGUUGAGGCAUUACAUUCUCUAUAUAGCAGAUCCAAUGUUGAGAUCGAGGAAUUCGAGCCAUUGGUGGGGUGUAUCUAUCAGGUUGACCAUUUGGUUUUAUUGCAAAACCUCUUUGAAUGGACGGGGGUCGAUGCAACGGAUAUUGAUGAGACACGAUAUCAGAUAUCUAAAAAAUUAUCAGAGUUGAUGUCUUAUGCUGCUGGUUUCUUAGAAGAAAAGGAUUUCAAUCUACAGAACGCUCAGGGAAUCGAUCUUUCGCUUCUAUUCAACUUCUUAAUUGGCAUCCUUCGCCAUUCGAGUUUAACAGUUUCAAUUCCAGUUCUGCAUUCUUGGUCACGGCUACUGGUAGCUGAGAGAAUUGGUGACAUGCAAAUCGUCACACCUCUGAUCGCACCGCUACUUGAGAUAUGUACUCAACGAUUGGUUCGAUGGGAGAACCUCCCAGAUGAUUCUGAUGAUCCUACUGUCCUCUUUCUAAACGAGGACAUUGACACAAUUCCGGAACGGCAUGCUUUUGUCGGUAACUAUCGCCGCUAUUGCUCUACUGUAAUCGAGGUCAUCGUUCAAAAACGUCCACACGAUGCCAUUCCUCACAUUCUCUCUACUGUAGAUCAAAAUUUGAACAAUUUGUACAGCGGAGUUCAGCCAUUCAGCAUUGAAUCAUUCCAGAAAUUGUCAUUCCCUCUUAUGCGUGCCGAUACCCAAUUUUCUGUCGUCGAAGCGGCAUUGAAAGGAUAUCAAAAAUGGAUCAUAGCACAUGGUCGUAGUCCCCAGCAAGACGAACACCAACGGACCCAGCUUGAGGUGACAAUUGAAAAUUGGGCCAUGAGUUUAAUGCAGAGAAAUUUUGAGGAUCCUGUUCUAAAACAGAGAGUUAUCAAACUCGUUGUAGAUAUUUCCGCUAAAGCCCUUGACAAGACUCCUAGUUUUGCGCUCAAAGUUCUCGAGCACAUCUUAAUGACGCACCUUGAAGAUCAUCCGCUGUAUCCGGCCUACUCAGAAGCCGUGAAAGAACUGCACAGUCUUGCAAGCCAUGAACUGCGAAGGCUUUCCAUGCGCUGUGCUGAUUAUUUUUUCUCAUUCUAUGAUGUCCUGGAACCGAAGAUAAGAGAAAUCGCAGCAUCCCACCAGAUGGAUGACAAACUUCAGACAGAAUUGAAUUCAGUCUUGCUAAUUAUAACACAACGUACAAGCAAUGUUGAUCCUCAUGUCCGUGAGGCUAGGCUGCGUUCUUUCAUAGAGCCUGUUCGCCAAGCCUGGCAGAACGAGGAAUUUAAGAACAUGUCAUCUUCUUUCAAUGGAUUUUGCAAACUGCUUGGCAUUGAGGAAGUUGGACCUUAUAUGCACUCGAAAGAGGCCCAGAAAUUUGAAGACUGGGCUGCUGUACCUUUAGACGACACUGGGAAAGGAAUUCAAGAGCAGAUGACAAAACGAUUUCAACAACUUCCAUUGCGUGGAACAAAAACAUUGUUUGCGGUCUCAACUGAUAAACUCAAGAAAGCCGACCCCGCGUACGAAUUGGCAGGUGCUCUUUGGCGCGAUACAAUUCCCAUUAUUCUUCCUACAUUGUUGCAACUAAUAAGGCAUGCCCAUGCCUUCCAUAAUCCUGAGAAUUGGGGAGAGUCCCUUCCAGAAAUGAGAGCUAUCGUAGGGCGUAUUCUCACGGAUAGGUUUUGGCAAGCUGGUAUUUCUUCAGGGAGCCGGGAUGAUUUCUAUGCCAAGAUUACGACGUCAAAAGCUACCCUCGAAGGGUUUGCAUCAUCCGUACGGGGGAAGAUUAGGGCUGUACGGGAAUCAUGCUAUUCAAUGCUUUUUAGUAUGAGUCGACUUCGUCAGUACUUUUACGGAUUUGAAGAGCUACCAGGACCUCUGUCAGAGGCUCUUUUCCAAGAUUCAACGCAUUUGUCAUCACAUCAAUUCUCUAUUCUUCUGAAUAUUUCUCGUUGUUUGAUUGACGACUGUCCAGUUCAGUUCCGCAGUCACUUCCUACCGCCGAUUUUGAGCAGCUUAUUCAAACAGCUCGACAAGAAGAUUACGGAAGAAUGGGAUAACAUAGAACGACGCAAAGAAGGCUUGGAGAGCAGUGAUCUGACUGACGAAAUGAAAGACGAAAGUAUUCUGCGUCAACUAACCUAUUCUGCGGUGGUUAUGGUUGCCAGUCUCCUUGAUCCUCAGAGAGGUGACCCAGACGCAGUAACAAAUGGAGACCCUAGUGUACCGCAUGCACCCGUGUCGCUCACAACUUCGCUGAGACACUUUGUGCUUUCUAACCCCACAAUUUUAGAACCUGUUUUCCUGUUCUGUACCCAUGCUCUUCGCAUGCGAGACACGAGGUGUGGUAGUAUUAUCACGAGAGUUAUUAGGUCUAUACUCAGUGAUUUUGCUCCGCCAAUCAACACCUCUACCGCGGCGACGAUCCGAGAGUUUAUCUCUACAGAGGUUCUUCGUGCGUGUAUCACAUCUGUCCACGAGCCGUACUUCGUCGAUAUGCAGCGAGAUCUCGCAACACUCAUUGCCUCGAUUUGGAUUCUUUAUGGCCCCUGCACCUCCACUCCUCGGUUGGUCAUGUUAAGUCUGCCUGGAAUGACAGAGGAACGCGUAUCUCAAACUGAAAUGAUCCUCAUGCGCUCGACCUCUGGUCGUCAACAACGCGCCUUGAUCCUUGAUUUGCUUGAAGGUCUGCGUGGAGUUAGCAUUUCUGAGCAAGGCAAGAUUCUCGGCACGCAUGAGGAGCGCCGAAAGGCCCGCAGUGCAUUACAGCAGCGGUACAUGUCGACUGCUCAUACUGAUAUGGAGGGCCAACAGAAUAGCAAGGUCAACAUCGACGACGGGCCUGAUCUUGGUGGACUGGCAGAUAUGUUUGGUUAA